ACUUGAAUGUUUUUCACAUGCAAACUAAUAAGAAGGAUCUUGUGAAAGAACCUUAAUUUGUAUGGUUCCCAUGCAAAAUAAUAAUAAAGCCGCCCCCACUUGCGAUUUUAAACAACAACACCCGUCAGUCAUCUUAGCGUCCGCCAAUCGCGUAACAGAAAACCCUCCGGUUGCACGAAAAAGAGAUAUUGAUUUUCACACAUGACGGACCUCGCGGGAGAAGCCCAAUGAUUCUCACCUGUUUAUACCUUGGCUUUGAUUUGUUUUGUUUAUGAUUUAUACAUGUACCUACGUCACAAUUUUAGAGCAAUAUUCUCAUUGUGCGUUUCAUAUCAAUCUUUUUUUCAAAUUAAUUUCAGACCUAAAUUCAUAUUAGGUAGCCUAUGUUGCAUUUUGUAGCAUACACUGUCAAAAUGCUUUAAGAUGUAUGUGGUACAAGAUGCCUUUGCAUCAUUAUCUUUUACUGAUAUUUGCAAUGGGAUGUGGCAUUGUCUGGGCGCGACUACCGUGUAGCCUUAAGGUUGAGAGCAGUUAGCUGUAUCAUUAAAAACGGCAGGUUAGGGGAGGCUGAAAUUGGGGGUAUCUGGAAAUAGAUCUUAGAAGACGCAUCUUUUCACUGGGCUUUGUAUUCAUAUUGGCAGAAUGUGAAUUUGUGCCGCAAAGAUAAUACGGCUUUCUGUGAGAGCGGGGAUUUUUGAAGCGUUUAUACCGGCUGUUUUAGAGAUCCGAGAAGCCACGCAUCCCCAUCUCUCCCCUUCACCACUGAAGGACGCAGCGGCGGCUCAGCCUCAUCGCUCCACUCUUUCACUACCUUUGUGUUCUCAUCUCUUCUCACUCUUGUUUCUCACCCACCCCAAUCCCCCUCUACCCCCCUUUCCCUUAGCAUCUGAAAAGACUGCUGAGUGAGAAUCGAUGGCGCAGAGGCCCGCCUGACAGGACAAUAACCCACAAAGACGCGGCCUCGGAGCGGUUUUUUUGGGGAACGUGGACCGCCACAGCGAUGCCCCUGCUGGGAAGGAACCAGCCCCAGAAUUUUGCCGAGCGGGCCUGAGGUGCGGCCUGCCCUCCCAUGAGGCCCUCACGAGAGUCCCGCCAGUCUGCUCUGAAUGGGGCCUCGGAUAUAUGAAUUGACAUGGAGGAUGAAGAUGGCACUUGUUUACUCGAUGUGUUGUGUGACCCCCAAGCCCUGAACGACUUCCUUCAUGGAACCAAUGAGCUGGAGAAUGAAGAUCUGCUCAUCUCCUCCUCCUCCGGGGAGCCGUCCCUCUUCGCCGACGCCCCGAGCCCCGCCUCCCUCCUGGCGGACAACACCCCCUCGCAGGACACCCCGCCUCCGGGCUGCGUGGACCUGUCCUUCCUGGAGGAGGCGCUGCUGGGCUCCCCCGAGGGCGGAGGAGGGGCCCCGGAGGUGGGGCAGGGCGGGUCGGUGGGGGCGGGGGGGGAGGGGGAGGUGGAGGAGGAGGAGGCCUGCGACAUCCUGCAGCAGAGCCUGCAGGAGGCCGACAUCACCGAGCAGACGCUGGUCCUGGAGGCGGGGCUGGCUCCGCCCAGCGAGGCCCUGUCGCUCUACCCGCCCGGCGCCGUGCUCGCCCCGGCCGCCUCCCACUUCCUGUCCAAGCCGCUGAGCAUCCCCCCCUUGCCGGCCAUGCCCCGGGACACCCAGGCGGCGGUGGAGCCCCCGCAGCCCUCCCUGCUGGCCGUGGGGCCGGGCUGCCCCUCCCUGAAACCGGCCGCCCCGCAGAUGAUGGGCCUCCUCCCCGGGACCGUGUUCCCCGCGCCGCCGCCGGACGCCUCCUUCUCCCUCAGCCCCGCCCAGGGUUCCGGAAUGCUCAUUCAGAAGGCCCUGCCCAGCCUGACGGGGCGCCCCCUGCUGGCGCCCACGCUGAGGGCCACGGCCGCCCACGGCAUCCUGCUGCCCCGGGGGCCCCUGCCCAUCCAGCCCAAGCUGCCGAUCAGCAUCCAGCCCCGCCUGGUGCAGAUCAGCCCCAAGCCCCCCGGCCAGAAGACGUCGCCGGGCCUCGCAUUCGUGCCUGGGGCGGCGGCGGCACCCAACAUCCUGCUGUCCCCGAGCCUGGGCCCCAAGCAGCAGCCUCCGGCCCCCGGCCUGGGCAAGCAGGUCAGCCUGCAGCUGGUCAACCAGGGCGGCUCCAUCGUCAUCCAGCCCCCAGGGCUCCUGCAGGGGCCCAACCAGUUCCUGCUGCCCGGCCAGACCCCCGUGAGCGUGUCCCAGCCGGGGGGCGCCGCCCGGCCCCUGCUGACCGCCACCAGCCCCCAGGGCCCCUCGCUGCGGGGCGGGGCUCCGUCCUCGGGCCAGCUGGUGGACGGGGCGCAGAUCCUGACCGCCUCGUCCCGGCAGCUCAACUUCAGCCCCGUGUUCACCACCCCGGCGGGGCAGCUGGCCGUGCGGCAGGGCGCCCUGCUUUCGGGGCCCCUGCAGCUGCAGUCCGCGCCCCCGACCGUCUUCCAGAUGCCGGCGCAGCUGGCGGGGGCCUACCCGCCCCAGGGGCAGGGGCAGGGGCAGCGGGGCACCCUGCUCCACGGCACCGCCCUGGGGAACCAGAUCACCCUGAUCAACAGCCCCGCCAUGCUGGCGCCGGACAUGGCCUCCAUCUCCAUCGUCAACGGGCCGUCGGUGGUCCAGGGGCUGCCCUUCGCCCCCCAGGCCCAGCAGGACAAGCAGCUGAACCUGCCCCAAACGUCAGUGCUGCUGCUGCCCGAUAGGUCGGGCCCAGAGGACAGGGGGCCCGGAGAGGAGCCCUUCCUCCACCUUCCACAGCCAAACCAGCAGCACCUCCUCCAGCACAACCCCCAGCCGGCCCCCACCGAGCUCCAGAUGCCCCCUCCGGUGGUGACCCUGCUGCAGCCGCUCCCCGAGCCGCCUCUGCAGCACGACCCCGCCGCCGCCGCCGCCGCCGCCCUAGCCAAACAUCUGAUACCCCCGACGGAGGAGCAGCAGGUGCAGAAGGAGGUCCCCAAUCUGCUCCCGCAGAAACAGAGCCUCCUGCAUCAAAUGCACCAGCAGGCCCUUGAGCUUCCCUCUCCCCCAACCGAAAGCUUGCCAGGGACACUGCCGGCGCAAAUGUCCCCGCCGUCCUCCCCUCCAGCUCCAGCUCUAGCUCUAGCCAAUCAGAGGGAAGACGCCGCCCCUUUGCUCCCUGCGAUUGGCCAGACGGUCGCCUUGGCCGUGACACCGAGCCCCGCCGUGGUGACCACUCCCACCCACCCUGGGGCAGAGCAGGCCGGGACUCUGAUUGGGCAGAACACGCUGGGCCCACAGCUUCCCCCCGUCAGCUUCCCCUCCCCUCCCAGCGGGCAGACGGGGACCCUGCAGAGGGCCGGACACGCCAAGGUGGGGGCCCAGGUGCGAGCCGGGGGCCCGGGAGGGUUGGCCGCCUCCCCUCUGCCCGCGGGACACUCUGCACUCCAGCUGCAGCCUGUUCCUCUGCCCGUGCCCAUGCCCGUGCCGGUGGGCCCCCGGGUGCAGCCCGAAAUGCCCGUCCAGGCCCCCGUCCUGCAGCACACUCAAGAGCUGGCAGCAGGUUUGGCUGUGGACGGUAGCCUGUUCGCUCCAGCGCCGCACGUUCUCAGGCAGCCAGCGGUCCAGGCGGCGGCUCAGCGCGACGCAGUGAAGCUAUUACAGCAUUCAUUCAUGGUGGCUUAUUUGUGGAGUGUUAUACUUAUACAGCUUAGUGUUUUCAGUCUCAGAGUGUGUGCUCUGUGUGGUGACACCCUCUUAUCUCUUAACAUCCAGGUAACAGCUUGUGUGGAAACAGAGAGGGAGGAGAGACUCACGCUGGCAAUGCGCAGACACAGGGUCCAGCAGCAGCUGUGCCAGGACCACGGUGUGGUUCUGAACCCCGACACCCUCUCCCCGUUCCUGUCCCUGGAGGACGCUGUGAGCCGCCUGCUCCCGUACCACACCUGUGCUGGACACCUGCCCGGCCAGGCCGGCUUCCUCACAGUGGACCAGCAGUUCGAUGCAGUGUCUGGGAUUCUGCUGAAGCGCACCAAGGACAUGCUCAACAAGUACCGGCAGCUACUGCUGGGAGAGGCACAGCAGGUGAGCCCGUCGGCAGAGAUGGUGAUGCUGGAGCGGCUGUUCCUGCAGGCGGAGAGGGGGGUUCUGGGGGAGGAGAGGCGCAAGGCCCGGCUGGACCCAGACUCCUUCCUGUUAUCUCUGCGCAAGCCGGCAUCCGGCCCGAACAACGCGGCCCCCUCCGCCCCGCCCUCUUUCCUGCAGGCUGGCAGCCCCCCCUCCUCCCCGUCCUGGGCUCUGCUCUCCAACCGCCCCCCGGGGCUGAAGACGUACCGCUCCAGCAGCCGGGGGGCGCUCAAACUCACCAUAAAGCACGAGUCCGGGUCGCGGAAGGUGGUGCACAACUCGGCCUGCGACUCCGCCCCCUCCGCUCCCUCCGUCCACGGGCAGGACUGCGCAGGGCAGCUGACGAACGGGGGCGGGGCGCUGAGCGGGCGGGGCUCGGAGUUAUGGGACGCGCCCCGACCCCCCCAAACCGGACACCCGCAGCCUCCCGCGUGCCCGCCGCCCCCGACGACGGUCGAGGAGGCCCAGCACCCCAAGAACAGCACAGGGGUCGCGGAGGCGCCGACAGCAGCUAAUUCACGGACCCCCCCAGACUCGCUGAUCGCGGCCGAGCCGCAGACUGCCGUGGCUCCUGAGCCGCCCCCCGCCCCGGACCCUGUCCUGUGCCCCCCCGAGCCCAAACGAGCGCGGCCGGACCCCUGCCCGGGACCCCCGAGCCCGCUGCCCCUCCCAGAGGACAGCACCCUCAGCGAGCACCUGCAGAGCGCCAUCGACAGCAUCCUGGAGCUGCAGCGCCUGCAGGGGCCUCCAGCCCUGCAAGCACGCCCCCCUCAGGACAGGAGGGGAACUUCUGUGCUGGAGCAAGCCGUCAGCAGCAUCCUGGAGGGGCACCUGUAGGAAGAAUGUAGGGGAGGGGGAGGGUUGUGUGGUUGGUAGACUAACAGGAAGUGAGGAACAGGAAACAGGAAGUGGCAUCAGGGGAAAAAGGGGAAAAAAUUACAAUUAUCAAUUUUUCAAAAGAUCCACACUGAAACGUAAAUACAACAUUGCAACUGUAAAAUGUCAGGUGUAUGAGGUAAACCAUGGUGUACCUGUGAAACAUUCAUAUCACACACAUUGACAUAAAAACACCAAAAUCACAUUUACUGUAGAAAAAAAAUUGGAACGGAAUUGACCGAUUCUUAACAAUCACCUUUUGUUUUAAAUUUAGUCCCUAUGUAAAUUGUGUACAUUUUCAUUUGCUUAGUAUUAAGUGGGAGGAGCCAGUAGUGUGUUUUAAUAAUUUGUGCCAGCGGAGGACGGGAGGGGGCUAUAGUCCAGCUGAUGUACAGAGGCGUGUGUGGUGGUUCUGGAACAUCGUUCCCUCGGCCCAGUGGAAUGGUUCUGGAACUUCGUUCUCACAGUCCAAUGGAAGGAACGGUUCUGGAACUUCGUUCUCUCAGCCCAAUGGAAUGGAGCUACGUCUUCUGAGGUAGAACACUCAGAACACUGCCGCGGGCCACUAGGGAUGGGUCCUGUUCCAUUAGCCUUUACUGUGUGUGUGCAGGGAGUGUGUGUUGUGUGUGAAAAAGGGGUUAUCAGUAGUGUUGGCGUGUAAUGAGAAAAUGCAAGAUUAUUAACCAUGUAGCAAACAGAACACAGCUAAGGGGGGGGGGGGGUCAUUACCCCUAAAAGUUUCCUGUUUCCAGCUUUCAGCUUUUGAAGUCAUGUGGCUAUAGUUGCGCAACCUUGUUUCGUCCUGAUUACACCAGCAAACAUCAGCGUAGAGUCUGCUGAACUUUAAACGUUUUUUUUUUUUUGUUGUUUUCAUUAAUGGCAACAAAAAAAGAGAGCUGAAAAUGUGCAGUUUCCAAAAAAAAAAACAAAAAAAAAAAAGAAAACAUUUAUAAAGAAACCGAAGGUACGGGGGCGUGGCACAGCCGCCCUACACGCUGUAGAAACGAGAGAACUCCUUCGUGGCGACACGUUUUUUGACUAUUACUUUGUGAAGCUUUCUUUUCCUUUUGGUCAAGGAGACGACAGACAGCUCCGAUACUUUGAACUAAUGAGCAAUAAUGAAGAGGGGGAAGGUUGUAACGGGCCUUGGGUUUCCGGAGCGGUGGUUUAGUCGAGUGUCGUCUUGAGUGGCCGAGCCUGGCCCAGUCCCCUCACAGUGCCGACUGCCUGUGAAGAGACUAGGGCCCGAAGUCUAGCGAGCGUCCAUCUCAUGCAAAAGCUGCCUUUUACACCAGCCCUCCAAAAUGCAAUACAGAAAAUAUCGUCACGCUCAGAAGGCAAAGGGGGGGGGGCGGAGUGUGUUGUUUCCAGACGUGAGUCGGUUCUGUGAGAUGGCGUCUGCUGUCGCGCGCGGGUCCGAACGGAACGUUGAGUGCGACUGGGCGUGUGCGUUGGCAGUGGUUUGGUGACACUGGUUGCCACGGUUACAGGGGUUCUCGUUUCUCUGGGGGGGUUUUUUUUUUUUGUUGGUUUUUUUUAACCAGAGAAGCCCGUCUAUGGCUUAUUGCAUCCUUUUUAUCUUCAAAAUAGCCUUUGACCAAAAACUGAGUUUGUGGUUGUCAAAUAUUUAUUUUGUAAUAGAAUUUGUUAAUAGCUGUUUUUGUUUUUUUUUUGUUCAAUAAUGGUACCAGGCAGGGGUGGGGCCUGGGGUAGGUGGAGACCUAUGGGUGGAGAAACUUGGCAUUGGAUCACACUGGUGAAGCCUGAGGUGAAGCAGUUUGCUUUAAAAAGCAAAAAAAAAAAGAAAAAAAAGAAAGAAAAAACACCUGUGAUCUUCAGCGAAUUCCCACACCUCCAGAUUCGGGUUAGUAACACACGAGACGUCCACAAUGCUAAGACAGCUGAGAAAUUCAGUGUUUUGGCUCGGAACAAAACCAGCCAAUUUCUCUAUUGCCUUGACAACAAACGCUUGGAUUUUUUAGUGCGCGUUAUAAUUGCCCACUUACAGGCGUUUAUCACCACAAUCUGUUAUGCACGUCAAGGCACAAAACACUGAGGUGGAAGGAGAGGACCUCGGAAUAUCAACUAAGGACCCGAGAUAAAACACAAGACAGAUUUUUUUAAAUCACCAAAACCAAACCAGCAGCAGUGUUUCGCCCACAGACGCUAAUUAUUCCAUACAAAGCAACAAAACCCGAGGGCACACAAAAGGUCACGUGACACAGCCGUCUGACCAAUCAGGGUUCCUGAUAUUGACUGGGUUCCAUCCUCUAGUAUUAGUAUACACUCUGCGGAGGACAAACUGCUGCAGUGUUAGCAUUCUGAGGACACAGGUGGGCCAGGUGGGGUGUUACUCCUGUACGUUGAGCCAUUUGUAUUUUUUUGUUUUUACUUUUAUUUAUUCAGUUGUAAUGUAUUUAUUUUUUUAAUUGUAAAGAAUCAUGUGACCUUGGAGCACAGGUUGGACACUGUUCUCAUCUUUAAAGGAAAAAAAAAAAAGUCAAGACAGACCGAUUGUUCUGUUGCCAAAAUCAAGGGGCCUUAAUUCACCAGAACCAGAUUGUAAGUGUCAUUCUAACAAAAGCCCAACUAAAGACUCCUUUGACUCUAGUCAUGGAAGUGGUUCAUUUAGGACAUGUAAAGAGAAAAGCUUUUUUAACUUUUUUUACAGACUAUUUAUUAAAAUUGUGAUUUUGUACAAAAAAAAAAAAAAUGGUGAAUGGAAGUUUGGAGUGUUAUUCUCUUAUUGUGGCAAAGGGAGUUUAAUUAAAAUGAAUUUUAUUCUC
Molecule: messenger RNA, 7764 nt
Organism: Anguilla rostrata (American eel)
Lineage: Eukaryota; Metazoa; Chordata; Actinopteri; Anguilliformes; Anguillidae
Product: BRD4-interacting chromatin-remodeling complex-associated protein
Biological process (GO): positive regulation of DNA-templated transcription
Cellular component (GO): SWI/SNF complex
Source: RefSeq, a predicted model, not a curated record